Messenger RNA from Pantherophis guttatus, 1399 nucleotides. RefSeq names its product 2-acylglycerol O-acyltransferase 2-B-like. Gene Ontology annotation, biological process: triglyceride biosynthetic process. Gene Ontology annotation, molecular function: diacylglycerol O-acyltransferase activity. The record is from RefSeq and is a predicted model, not a curated record. Gene Ontology annotation, cellular component: endoplasmic reticulum membrane. NCBI's taxonomy places the organism in Eukaryota, Metazoa, Chordata, Lepidosauria, Squamata, Colubridae.
CCCGUCGCGCUGGCCAUGUGGCUCCGGUUCGCCCCGCUGCGCCUGCCGCUCCGGCGGCGCCUCCAAACGGCCGCCGUCCUCCAGUGGGUCUUCUCCUUCCUGGCGCUGGCCCAGUGCUGCCUGGGGUUUUACCUGGUGCUGCUGCUCGGGGACGGCUGGCUGCUGGCCCUCGGCUACGCCGCCUGGCUCUACCUGGACUGGGAGACGCCGUCUCGCGGCGGGCGCCGCUCCUCCUGGGUCCGCGGCUGGGCUGUCUGGCGAUACUUCCGGGACUAUUUCCCCAUCACGCUGGUGAAGACGGCAGAGCUGGACCCUUCCCACAAUUACGUCUUCGGCUUCCACCCCCACGGCGUCCUGGUGGCCGGUGCCUUUGGGAACUUCUGCACUGAAGCCACGGGGUUCUCUCAGCUAUUCCCGGGGCUCACCCCUCACCUCCUGAUGCUGCCCUUUUGGUUCAAGGUCCCCUUCUUCCGUGACUACAUCAUGAGUGGGGGACUGGUCUCUUCAGAGAAGACCAGUGCUUCCUACCUCCUUGGCCACAAAGGCGGCGGGCAGGUGGCCGUCAUCGCCGUGGGGGGCCCGCCGGAGUCACUGGACGCUCGCCCGGGGGCUCUGACCCUUCAGCUACGCAGUCGCAAAGGCUUCAUCAAGAUGGCCCUGCGACACGGAGCAGCGCUGGUGCCAGUCUUCUCCUUCGGGGAGAACGAGCUCUUCAAUCAAGUCUCUAACCCGCAAGGCUCCAUCAUCCGCAGGCUGCAGGAACGGCUUCAGAGGGUCAUAGGGCUGGCCCUGCCUCUCUUCCAUGCUCGAGGCGUUUUCCAAUACAACUUCGGCCUGCUGCCCUUCCGGAGACCCAUCUACACAGUUGUGGGAGCUCCGAUUACAGUGCCCAAGAUGCCCCAUCCAUCACGAGAAGCCAUUGAUGAGCUGCAUGAGACGUACUUGGAAAAGCUGACUUGGCUUUUUGAGGAGCACAAGGCCAAGUAUGGGCUGCCCCAAGACAAGCACCUGACGCUCACCUAGCUGGGCAUGAAGGGCUGGCCUGGGACACCCAGAGCCACACCUGGGCCGGGCGAAAGGACUGCGCAGCUGCAGGAGGAGCCGGCACCGUCUUUUAGGGCAGCUUUCAUCAAAGAUGCUCUGGAAGUGUUGGGUUCAAGCUUCCCUCGUUGCCAGGCAGCAUCAGAGUGGUGCCCAGAGAAUGGCUGGGAGUGGAACUCUCGACCCUGCAGAGCUGGCAUCAAAGGCUGGUGAUGCCAAAGCCCCACCUUAAAAGCAAUUUUGCUGUCGGACUCUUGUGGGGAGGAGGGCAAACUCCUGGGCUGCUGCACAAACAGUCCUGUGUGCCAGGUACCCAACUGUGACAUUUCCUUUGGAAGAAAUAAAGUGAAGUACUCAA